Messenger RNA from Didymella exigua CBS 183.55, 246 nucleotides. RefSeq lists its product as uncharacterized. The annotation marks the transcript as partial. NCBI's taxonomy places the organism in Eukaryota, Fungi, Ascomycota, Dothideomycetes, Pleosporales, Didymellaceae. The transcript is spliced from 2 exons. The record is from RefSeq and is a predicted model, not a curated record.
GUGCGGAGGCAUGCAGAUAGUGAUAAUCUUGUUCUCCUUGCAGUACUGCUAGAAAUCGAGCGAGUCGUGGCUCUCAUGGCCGUUAAUAAUGAGGAGCCAAUAAGCGCCUAUAACCCUCCUCUUUGUAUACUCAUCAAAGUGAUAGCGGCCCUUGAAGAUGAUGAAGGGUGGAAUAGCCCACCCUGUUGCGUUGAUGCCCUAGAUGACUGUUGUCCACUCCCUAUUGCCUUGCUGUAUUACCUUUAG